AUGCAUAAGAAGUUUAAUGGUUAUCCCAAACCUUCUAAUCUUUUCUUGUUAUGUGCUUCCACUUAUGGGAAGCAGAGAUGCAAGGCAGUCAUGAAGAAAGUGUCUCAUGAUCCAAUUGCAACAAUUGAGGGCAUCCGCCGUAAUUUUGCUGAAUGGUCAGCUACUCAUUCGAUUUUGCAGGAUGAUUUCAUGAGGCAUAGAGAGGGUGUUAACUGGAUGCCUCUUCCUCCUGGUUUUGUGAAGGUUAAUUUUGAUGAUUCUUGGAGUGCUACACAGUCUGGGUGUGGUUUGGGUUUGGUAAUUAGGGAUGGGAAUGGGGCUUGUUUAGCUGGAGCAAGCUAUGUUAGUUCUCAUAACUCAGUUGUGGAAGCUAAGGCUAUGACUGCUUUGGUUGGGCUCCAAAAGGCGGCAAAUAUGCAUCAAAAGAAGGUUGUGAUGGAAGGUGACUGUUUGGAGGUGAUUGAUGCUCUCAAGGAUGACUCUUGUGCUCACUGGAGGUCUUUCAUCAUUUUGAAAAAGAUUGUUCAGCUCAGUUUGGAUUUUGAUGAGGAUUUGUGGAAUUGGAUUCCGCGUGACACUAAUCGUUAG
Messenger RNA from Argentina anserina (silverweed cinquefoil), 588 nucleotides. RefSeq lists its product as uncharacterized. The transcript has a single exon. Gene Ontology annotation, molecular function: RNA-DNA hybrid ribonuclease activity; nucleic acid binding. The record is from RefSeq and is a predicted model, not a curated record. Lineage: Eukaryota; Viridiplantae; Streptophyta; Magnoliopsida; Rosales; Rosaceae. Bases 1 to 588 code for a protein of 195 amino acids.